CAAGUCAUAUGUCAUUCCAAUCUCUGACUCAUGUGACAUUUUAUUUACGGUAAUUUUUAUAACCUGAGAAACGAAUAUAUUUUAAUGAAAUUACCACAUCAUAUUUAAUAAUGUCUCCAUUUAGUAAUUUAUGUCGUUUGAGUAACUUCAUAACAGGCAGCUAUAAGAAUGUAUUACUUGGAAGAACAAACUGGAUUAAUCAAACCCAAAUAUGUAAUUAUACGAAAAAGUCAGCUGAAGCGAAGUUAGGGAUUGAGAAGCCAAAGCGACCUCUAACUCCUUUCUUUAAGUUCAUGACGCAGAUGCGACCUGCUCUUCUCGCCAAGAACCCUGGCAUUAGCUCCAAAGAAGCCAUAGCCUGGAGUUCUAAACAUUGGCAACAGUUGGACAAUGAGACAAAGUCACAAAUGCUAAAAGAAUAUGAAAAAGAUCUGGAGGAUUACAAAAAGAUCAAAGAUAUCUAUGAAUCUUCACUCACCGAUCAGCAAAAAGAGGAUAUCAAGAGAGUCAAAGAUGAAAUGGCUGCUGCUAAAGAAAAAAGAAAGCUCAAAGCUGAAUAUAAAGAAAUGGGCCGGCCAAAGAAACCAAUGUCUUCCUACUUCUUAUUUGCCCAAUCAAGACAUGAUACAUUUAAGGGUAGUGAUAUGAAAGAAUACCAAGAAAAGUUGAGAACAGCCUGGUUAAAAUUACCUGAGAGUGAAAGAGUGGCUUUCGAAAAACAGGCUCAAAGUCUUAUGAUAAAGUAUAAGAAAGAUUUAGAAGCAUGGGAAUUGAAAAUGUUAUCAUUAGGUCGUUCGGACCUUAUUAGGCAGAAACCUACCCGGCAGAAGAAAACAAAAUCUGCUAAAGAUACACAAUAGGAACUCGGGUGCUCUGAUGUAUCAGUUAAUUCUUUACAAACAAAAUCUAGUGAUAAAGAAAAUAUAUCUAGCGUACCAAAUACUGAAGGUACAAUAAAACCUUUAUCCACACUUCAUAAUGUUCCUCUAAAAUCUGAUAAUUCAGAUGGAAAAUGCAAUACAACAACAUUAGAAAAAGUACAUCAGAGCACGGGUGAUAAGAAAACUGUUAAAAAUAGUUUAAAUCAAUCGGAGAAUACCUCAAAAACUGAAGAGAUAAAGAGUAAGACGAUCAUGACUAGUAUUAAAAGCUUUUUUAAAUUUUAGAGUUUAGUUACAUUUAGUUUGCAGUAGUGUCGACAUCAUUUACUUAAAGAAUUUGCAAUGUAUAAAUUCAUUUCUUAAAAAUAAUAUAAGAACUUCAUAAAGAUUUAUGCAUUUA
Molecule: messenger RNA, 1281 nt
Organism: Vanessa tameamea
Lineage: Eukaryota; Metazoa; Arthropoda; Insecta; Lepidoptera; Nymphalidae
Gene: TFAM
Product: transcription factor A, mitochondrial
Exons: 5
Coding region: 111-860 (249 amino acids)
Molecular function (GO): DNA binding, bending
Source: RefSeq, a predicted model, not a curated record